GGCUCGGCGGGUCGUGGCUCGGCGGUGGCGGCGGCGGCCUCCAGAUGAGCGCCUCGGCGUCGCUCGGGGGCCCGGCCACCGCGCUGCCCCCCGGGUCGACCGCGCGGGCCCUGCAUGUGGAGCUGCGGUCUCAGCAGAGACGGCUUAGACAUCUUCGGAACAUCGCUGCCCGCAACAUUGUUAAUAGAAAUGGCCAGCAGCUCCUUGAUACCUACUUCACACUUCACCUGUGUAGUACUGAAAAGAUAUAUAAAGAAUUUUAUAGAAGUGAAGUGAUUAAGAGUUCUUUGAAUCCAACUUGGAGGAGUCUUGAUUUUAGAAUAAUGCCGGACCAUCUUGAUACAUCCGUGUCUUGUUUUGUGGUGAAGAUAUGGGGUGGAAAAGAGGACGUCUACCAUCUGUUGAUUGAAUGGAAAGUCUAUUUGGAUGGGUUGAAAUAUUUGGGUCAGCAGAUUCAUGCCCGCAACCAAAAUGAAAUAAUUUUUGGACUGAAUGAUGGCUACUAUGGUGCUCCAUUUGAACAUAAGGGUUAUUCAAAUGCCCACAAGACUAUUCUUCAGGUGGAUCAGAACUGUGUUCGUAAUUCUUAUGAUGUCUUCUCUUUGCUGCGGCUUCAUAGAGCCCAGUGUGCAAUUAAACAGACUCAGGUAACUGUUCAGAAAAUUGGAAAGGAAAUUGAAGAAAAACUAAGACUCAAAUCUACAAGCAAUGAGCUGAAAAAGGAAAGUGAGUGCUUGCAAUUAAAAAUUUUGGUGCUUCGAAAUGAACUAGAAAGACAAAAGAAGGCUCUGGGACGAGAGGUGGCAUUACUGCAUAAGCAACAAAUUGCAUUACAGGACAAAGGAAAUGCAUUUUCCACUGAGCACCUCAAACUUCAACAACAGAAGGAAUCCUUGAAUGAGUUGAGAAAGGAAUGUACAGCAAAAAGAGAACUCUUUCUGAAGACUAAUGCUCAGUUGACAAUUCGGUGCAGGCAAUUACUAUCAGAACUUGCUUAUAUUUAUCCUAUUGAUUUGAAUGAGCAUAAGGAUUACUUUGUAUGUGGUGUCAAGUUGCCCAAUUCUGAGGACUUCCAAGCAAAAGAUGAUGGAAGUAUUGCUGUUGCCCUUGGUUAUACUGCACAUUUGGUCUCCAUGAUUUCCUUUUUCCUACAAGUGCCCCUCAGAUAUCCUAUAAUUCAUAAAGGAUCAAGAUCAACAAUCAAAGAUAAUAUCAAUGACAAACUUACUGAAAAGGAAAGAGAGUUUCCAUUAUACCCAAAAGGAGGUGAGAAGUUGCAGUUUGAUUACGGAGUCUAUCUUUUGAACAAAAAUAUAGCGCAGUUAAGAUAUCAACAUGGAUUAGGCACUCCAGACUUGAGGCAAACCCUUCCUAACCUGAAAAACUUCAUGGAACAUGGAUUGAUGGUCAGGUGUGACAGACAUCACACCUCCAGUGCAAUUCCUGUGCCAAAGAGACAAAGCUCCACAUAUGGGGGUGCUGAUGUAGGUUUCUCGGGAGGUAUCCCUUCACCAGACAAAGGACACCGAAAACGCGCCAGCUCAGACAACGAAAGACUACAGUACAAAACUCCUCCUCCCAGUUACAACUCUGCCUUGGCCCAGCCUGCACCCACCAUCUCCUCUGUGGGCGAGUCAGAGAGGAAGGCAGCAUCUCUAUCUUCCUCCUUGGAUACCUCCUUGGACUUCUCCAAAGAAAGCAAGAAAAAGGGAAUCAAUUUGGGUGACAGCUUGCAUGGGGACCACAUGAACGCAGGUACUAGCCAUGAGCCAGGAACAGUCUCUGGGCAUCCAGCUACCAUCAAUGGCACACUCUUACCUGGUGAGCAAGCUGGUGCUACUGACACCCAGCUGCUCAGGGAGUGCCACCCCGUCUCAGAAGCUGAGCUCUGUUGUGCUGUAGAGCAAGCAGAAGAAAUCAUCGGAAUGGAAGCCACAGGGUUCACCUCUGGUGAUCAGCUGGAAGCCUUUAACUGCAUCCCAGUGGACAGUGCUGUGGCAGUGGAGUGUGAUGAACAAGUUCUGGGAGAAUUUGAAGAGUUCUCCCGAAGGAUCUAUGCACUGAAUGAAAACGUAUCCAGCUUCCGUCGGCCACGCAGGAGUUCUGAUAAGUGAGCAGACGCCAUAAGACCAGGACACAUUUGCUGCCUAAAAUGAAGAUAAAGCUGCACUGGUUAUAAUUAUGAAAAUGAAUAAAAACAUAAUGGAGGAUAUUCCUCAGAAAAACUGACUUUGUGGAUCAAGGAGGGACUCAGGAUCAUUGUGUAUUAGCAGAUCGGACCAAGUUAGAUUUUGCUUGCAAGAUUUGCUUUUUCAGGCCUGAUGAUUAUUUUAAAGCAAAGGUUACUCUCAUGCUUGAGUCACCUUACAGAUAUUUGUCUGCUUUUUUAUUUACACUUCUAUGUUAUCCUCAGAGGGAAGAUGGUAAUAUAUAUAAAUAAUAUAAUGAACUCACUUUUCAUCUCUCAGAGACAUUUGCCCUCAUCAGAAAGCUUUGGGCAAAUUGAAAAUUCAGAAAAAAAAAAAAGGUUUUCAUCAUUUAUUGAAGGAUCCUUGAUCCUUUUUUGAAUUGAUGAAUAAGAAGCACAACAUCCUCCUCUGCCCCAGCCCGUCCGCCUUGCCCCGAUUCCAGUCACUCUGCACGUGCCCUAUCACACAGCGGCCUGAAAACGGAGCUCACAAGAGUCACAGACCUUCCAUCUUCCCUGGUCAGCCAUGUCCUUGAGGAGCCCAUAAUUUAGAUGAAAAACCUCUUCUCUGCUAGCUUGGGAUCAGGGUCAGGGGGCUCCAGGAUCAUGGCAUGUUCAUUCUCCUUUGGGGGAGUCUCAGUGUUUACGUGGGCUGAUGCUGCAGUAAAAAAUGAGGCAUGCUUUCUGGCAGUGCACUCACCAGACACACGUCCCUAUCUGGAAAUCCAAUGUUAAUUUAUUAAAUUUUAGCUGGAAAGAAAGGCAUUGUAUAUGUAGAGUCAGGCUGUCCAGUGUGCAAACACAGACAGUUGGAUUAAGAGACUAGAUGAGGCAUAGAAUAUUACUGGUCUAUGUGCAAUUGCUUAAAUAUUAAAUUAUGUUUUUGAAGUUCAAUUAUCAUUCCUGGAGCUCAGAUUUUUAUUUGCUAUUGCUUUAUACUUUAUAUACCCAAGGAUAUCACCUCAGGGUUGCAAGCUCUUUAAGGAAACUUUAUCCAUAUAUCCUGUAUUGUAUAGAAGAAUAAAAACUGAGUUUACUUCA
Suncus etruscus (white-toothed pygmy shrew) is the source of this 3229-nucleotide messenger RNA. It is a transcript of the gene UVRAG, whose product is annotated as UV radiation resistance associated. Gene Ontology annotation, molecular function: SNARE binding. The coding region runs from base 45 to 2114 and encodes 689 amino acids. Gene Ontology annotation, biological process: SNARE complex assembly. Gene Ontology annotation, cellular component: lytic vacuole; endosome. Lineage: Eukaryota; Metazoa; Chordata; Mammalia; Eulipotyphla; Soricidae. The transcript has 15 exons. The record is from RefSeq and is a predicted model, not a curated record.